Messenger RNA from Arabis nemorensis, 567 nucleotides. NCBI's taxonomy places the organism in Eukaryota, Viridiplantae, Streptophyta, Magnoliopsida, Brassicales, Brassicaceae. The record is from the annotation of a GenBank genome assembly.
AUGGAUUUUUCAUGGAGACUCAUUGUUCAAGUGCUGCUGCUCCCAUCUGAUGUUGAAAUCUAUCCAAACCUUUUGGCUCUUGUACUUCGCCAACGCAAUAUUGUGUGCUGGGCUGUUGCACUUACUAGGCAAUUGGAAGCUUUUUUGAAAAAAUAUGGUCUCUUGGACUAUUCUUAUUCUCUUCCAAUCCAAGUGGCAAUCAAUCUACUGCCUUGGAACCGACGCGGUGAACAUGGAUACCUUAUUGACAUUUAUCACGCAAUACCAAUUUUCGCUCAUGUUGGAACAGUUCUAGAAGAAGAGCGCCCACUAACAUUCUCCGUUGUCGACGUAUCCCAUCCUACUGAUCUUCCACAUGCACAAAGGUUCUUGUGUAGAGGGAUGAAAGUUCAUUUCUUGUCCACCUUUAAGAAGACUCGCGGUAGAGAAGUGAUGUUUGAGCAACUAUUGAGGCGAUUGGUUAAACGGUCACCAAUUACUGUUUGGAUUCCCAUGACAGCUUCUAACUCGUCUCUACAAGGAAAAGAAAUCUACAAUCCAUCUAGUGAAGAGCUCGAAGGGAGUUAG